AGCACUCUCAUCCAUUAUCGUACUCAAUCGGUUCUGUCUUUACCUGAAUUACUUUACUGACAAAGAGUGGCAAUUGAUAAUUGAAACAAAUUCAUAUAAAAUACAUGAACUAUUGGUAUCAGCUUCAGUAUCAAAUGCUCUACAUAAUGCUAUAGUAAAGAAUUCAUAUGGUCAAGAUAGUUUCAUGCACCCAGACGAAUCUCCAUUAAGUAGAGCGUCAUUAAGAAUAUUUAAUGAAUUGUAG
This is a messenger RNA of Funneliformis caledonium, 244 nucleotides long. NCBI's taxonomy places the organism in Eukaryota, Fungi, Glomeromycota, Glomeromycetes, Glomerales, Glomeraceae. The record is from the annotation of a GenBank genome assembly.